GUUCUUUUGCACCGGUGACCAAUAUUUGCUCGUGUGACUGAUGUGGAGAGUGGGAGGGGAGGUGAGGGAAUGGAAGGAGAGAGCACUUACAUUCCUUCACUACCUACAUCAAUGCUCACGAAGUACAGUGACGUCUGAGUGGAAGGCAGCGUGAAUUCAAGCUCUCUCCUUAGCAUUGUGGUGUUUCAUUCAGCUUUUGGUGAUUGUUUGGCUUGUUGCACGGCAGGUCGGGUCGGGGCGCUGACCUGGCGUGGCCCUGUGUCGGUAUCCGUGAGGUGGGGUGGGAGGGCAAGCGCUACCUAAGCCUAAAUUUGCCGUGAAUCGAUUCCCUCAUGAUUAGGAGACACGCGACGUGGCGAGGCGAGGCGAGGCGAGGGGAGCACCGCACAGGUCUGAGGGGAGUGAGGGCGAGUGAGCGAGUCAGUCAGUACACACCGGUCGCUUCGCAGGGAACUGCACAUCACACGCUGCGCCAGCCUCGCCCACUCAGCCUCCACGACCCCCUCGUCUCUCCCCUGAACAGUGCACUUUCUGGCCUUUCUGUUCGUCUGCAGUGCGUAGCUGUAGACUUCCUGCCAGCUAGCUGCGGGACACGGCACAAGGCUGGGGCUGGGGCCAUGAGGGGCUGCUCCAAGUGAAGGAGACGUGAGCCGCGGCGUGUUUGUUUGGGUUAGCCGCCGGGCCCCGCCAAGCCGCUGUCCUACCACAACGCCCUGCCAAGCUGGUCGCUUGAGAGGCUGAGGGCUGCGAGGGCCGCCCAAGCACCACGCCACCGCCACCAUGCCCGCACAAACCAGCACGGGCAGGAGCCGCGCGCUGUCCACUGAGGUGUCCCCACCGGAGGAGUAUUUCCGAGGGGUGUCGCCGCUGUGCCGCCGCCUCUUGGACGACAUGAAGGCUGUGCGGGAGUCGUGGGGGGAGAACUGGCACCAACUGUCAUACCAACAGCAGUGCCGCGUGAUCGACCAGGCCAUCGUGGACGAGGCGACGGUGAGGCGGUACGAUGAGAGCAGCGGCGGCGUGGGCGAAGGAGGACCAGAGUGUGAGUACUUCCCCAAGCUGAAGCUGACGACGGGACAGAAGGUGGUGUGUGACGAGAACCUCACCGCUAGAGGCUUCUCGUGCAGUUGGCGGGACGAGCACUCGGCGCCCUUCUCGUGGCACACACGCUCCCAGAUGGACUUGACACUGGACACUCCCCCCGCCACGCCCACCCAUCCAGGCACGCCCGUGGAGACCCCGCCCACCACUGUAUCUGGAGAAGGGCGCGUUAUACCUGGCGGGCGCGCGGUGUACACUGCGAGGCCCGUGUCGCUGCCCAAGCCGCCCCGCUUCCGCUGGCACUACGACCCUCCCGACGACCCGCCCGACCCGCCCUCUGUGGUGGUGGCCGCGCCGCGCGCCUCCACGCUGCCGAGAGAGGUCACCACAGAGACCAAAAAGUCACCCACGUCCCUCAAAUACAUGCUGGUUCGCGGCCGUGGAGAGGACGGCGUGGGCGCGGGACUGCUAACAAGGAUUAGGGGCGCCGUGGUGGCACUCACGGCCACGUGUUUGCCGCUGCGUGCCUCGCCGGGCCAUGGUUCGCUAUUUUCCAGUCACCGUGACGGGGGAGGCAAAGAGGCUGACCUGAAGGCAUCUGACCUGCGAGGCAUCGGGUCUCGGCAGCAGCAGCAGCAGCAGCAGCACGGACGGUCCGGGGACCACACAGCUACCUCCACCCUCACCACCACCACCACCACCAACCUGACCCCCGGGGAGGGCGGUGAAGGAGACACCAGCACGCUGCCUUCACUCUCCAGGCUGUCCCCCGACCCCACUCUAGCUGGCUACGUGUGCUCGCUACCUGACGACGAUGACGACAUGCCCUAUACCGCCGCGCCCCGCCCGGCCCCUGCUGCUGCCCCCUGCGACUCCCUGCUGUUCGGCGCCACCUCACCACUCAAGCCCAAGAGCAGCUCCAAGACCACGCUCACGCCUUACUCUGCCUCGGACAGUGCAGCCUGCACCUCCCUGCCCACGCCCCUCCCCACGCCCACAUUGAGCGAGGAGCCUCCGUCAAGCACCGUUACUUUCUCACAGAUGAGCGACACUCCCUCGCCUCGCCCGCCGCUGGCCAAGGUGGAAGACACCCUCAGCUCAUUCUCCGAGCCUGACUCCACCCUGGACGCCCUGGACACGCCGAGGGAGGAGCAGCCACUGCUAGCGUCAGGGAGGGAGAGGGAGAUGAGCCUCACCAGCGACACGGAGGAGGUGUUCAAGUCUGUGCUGUCCAACAAUCGUGACAGCAACAUUCCCAAGACUGGCUUCGACUUCCUGGACAACUGGUAACAUGGAGAACACACGGAUUGCUACCACCAGCUUACUCUCUCUCUCUCUCUCUCUCUCUCUCUCUCUCAAGUAUAAAAGGACGACCAUUUGAAGUAUUAAACACACACACACACACACACACACACAGGUCGUUUCCGUGAGUGACUUUCAGCUUAAACGAUACAUUAGUAUGCAAACCAGACGAAUUGAUCCCGCUGUCACUCCUUCAUCAACGCAACACCGCAUGCACAUAAUAAAUACAUGUCGCCCUAAUGACUUCAUGCAAUACUGGUGUGGUAAUCUAAGGUUUAAAGAAUGGCAGAGAUCUUCGUUAGGUGUUCGGCAAAAGGUGGCGUGAAGGAGCACUGGAGUUUGAGUGCGAUGUAAACAAUUAAACUUUUUAGCUCUUUUUAGCUUGUCUCUUUUUCUACAAGUUAGUGUACGUCAUAAAAGUAUCUCCUAAGUAUUCUCUACGUAGUGUUAGUCGUCUUAAGGGAAAAAUGUUGACCGGCCAGAGCUACGGAGAGAAAGGAAACAAAAACGUACUGGAAAAAUGUCAGAGCGUUGUAGUUUCUCGAAUAAAACUUUCGCUUCCUGAGAGAAAAGAACGGCCAUGAUUGUAACUAAAACGAAGUCAUUGUAUUGUACGGGUUGUCCAGUUGUAGUUUGUCCAAAUCAAACAUUGGGAACAUUAUCGCUCACAAAAUUAAAAAGGAUAAUCAAACAAAAAGACACCCUGAAUUAAUGUGAACUGCGCUGACAUGUAUAGUGUUGUUCAACUUUUCAGUACGUGUAGGAAUAAUUUAGCUUGUGGCUAUGUAUGGUGUAUGUGCUGCUGUGGACACCCCGAGUGCAGACAGGCAGCAAAAUUAAGCUUGUGCGUCGCGUGUAUCGUUGUUAUGUAUGGUAUUAAGGUGUUGUGAGUGUGUCUGGCUCCACACGCGCGUAUCGUGAUGGACUGCUAGCGGUAAAUUGAAAAAAGAAAUCUCGACACUGCAUAUCAUGAUUCAUUCGUGCGAGAAUAAUGAGAACCAAACCCAAUUAUUGACAUUAGACAUAGUAAAUGGAAUGAGAAAGGUGCAUAAAGGGGCAAUAGUAUUCUAAAACAAUGCUUCAGUGAUUUCCUUUUUCCCCCAGGACAUUUGACGUAAUAAUGGAAACAGUAAAGAUGGUUUUCAUGGAAUGAGUUGGGUACAUAAUAGACAUUCUUAAACACUACAGCGUCUCAUCUCGAUUAUCUCUCUCUCUCUCUCUCUCUCCCCUGAGCAACAUCGGAAGUUACAGGAUGGGAUGGGACAGUAAUGGCGGCUUUCAUGAUUCAAGUGACAUUACAACAAGAAUCAAACACCAUGAUCGAGAAAAAAGAAACACCCAUAGAAAUCCGACCGAUCACUCAUUAUAUGGCCUUUGAUAACAACUAAAAUCCUAGUGAAAGCUCAGUGUUUCUUUCAGAUGGGCCAAGAACAUGGAAAUGGAAGUCAACUGGAGUAUUUUGAAGACUGACAAUUAAUCCUUUCACAGCUAAACAUGUUUCCCAAACAUCUAUAACUAUUCACAUUCUUAUUAUUUAUACAACAGUCUUUAAGAAAUGCUACCUUGAAAGUGAGAUUAAUUAUUCCAUUGCCCAUUAACCCAUUCAGUACUGGGACUCAUUUUUAUCUUGAGUUUUGGGCACAAUUAGACAAAUUUAUUUACAUUAGGAAGGGUCUAUGGAGGUCAGAAGAUUAAUGGCCAGAGUCUUAACUAUUUUUAUUCUUCCACAAGUUUCUGAGCCUGUAUAAGUCACCAAAUUGUAACCUGAAUACAUAUGAAAAUGAAUCAUGUCACUGAAGGGGUUAAAAUAACUAGUAUUGUUUUAUUACAUGAUAGUAAUUCUCAAUGGUACUCUGAAUAUCAGCAAGGGACACUCAUAGCAGUAAAAGGAUUAAUGAACAGUCUUUACCAGUCUAUAGUAUUCCAGGACAAUUAUUACAACUCACCUGCUACUGGAAUGCUGGGGUGUUGAGGUGUGACAUGGAGCUGUGGCACUACAGGCAUCACUAAGUUCAAAGGCUCCUUCUGAUCUUGCUGCCCAUAUUAGCCUGAACUGCUCUGGUAAUGUGGGGCUGAGUGGAGUGUUAAGGCUCAGGUGUGGCAAGAGGUAUUGGGAGUUUCUCUUGCUCUAUAAGUCAGCCUGAACUGCACUGGUGACCUGGGACUGAAUUGAUACUAGCUAUUUAGUUUAUAUUAACCCUCAGUAUGUGAACAAAGUGACUGGAAGUAAAAUGUGAACCCUCA
Messenger RNA from Portunus trituberculatus (swimming crab), 4587 nucleotides. RefSeq names its product mucin-5AC-like. Bases 781 to 2331 code for a protein of 516 amino acids. The transcript is spliced from 5 exons. The record is from RefSeq and is a predicted model, not a curated record. NCBI's taxonomy places the organism in Eukaryota, Metazoa, Arthropoda, Malacostraca, Decapoda, Portunidae.